Molecule: messenger RNA, 3490 nt
Organism: Lottia gigantea (owl limpet)
Lineage: Eukaryota; Metazoa; Mollusca; Gastropoda; Lottiidae
Exons: 22
Coding region: 268-3072 (934 amino acids)
Biological process (GO): mRNA processing
Cellular component (GO): nucleus
Molecular function (GO): RNA binding; metal ion binding
Source: RefSeq, a predicted model, not a curated record
AAAAGCAACGUUUGCAAUCUGCUUCAACAAUUUCUUCAAAAACCUUAUUUAUGUUACUAACCAGUUGAAUGCAGCGCCGUUGUGAAUGGAUCUCAAUUUUUUAAUCUAACUGCUCAAGUUUGGCAACUAAGAUUGUUAUUUUAGUCUCCGAAUCACUUUGUUUACAUUGUCCAGACUCCAGCUUGAAAAUACGAAAAAGGUCAACAACACAAACCACCCACUUCCCUAGCUCAGGGAUUUAGAUAUUCUUGAACAGUUAUUCUUACAAUGAUAAUCGAAGACCCAGAUUCUCUUAAAGCUUGGCUUGGCCAGUCUUUAACCCCAUUAUGUGAUGCUGAUCCAUCAGCUCUUACAAACUAUAUUUAUGCCCUAGUUAAAAAAGAUAAACCAGAGUCAGAAAUCAGAGAAAAUUGUUUAGAUCAGCUGGAUGUCUUCCUUCAAAACAAAACUGUCACUUUUGUGGAUUCCCUAUUUAACACAUUGAAAGAUAAAUCCUAUGUGGGUCUAGUUAAACCUGCCCCUCCUAAAGCUCUGUCACCUGUGGUGUCAACCACGACUUCAGAAGGUCAACCCACUGUCCAGUUGAGCACCACAAUCACACAAGUUGCCCCUGAUACAACUAACACUGGGAAAGAACCAGUUAAACCAGAGGUGAAGGACAAGAAGAGACCUGACGAGGUAUCAAGUGACAGAGAUUGGCCUAGAGAUUCUAGACGUAGAAGAACUAGGAGUAGGUCAAGAUCUAGAUCAGGUAGCCCUAGAAGACGUGACAGUGAUGAUCGUCGAAGAAGGUAUGAUAGAUCUCGAUAUUCACCUCCCAGAAGAUAUGGGCGAAGAAGAAGUAGGUCACGAUCUCCUAGGAGAUGGUCACCUGAUCGGAGGAGAUCUCGAAGUCCUAGAAAUAGGUCAAGAGAUAGAUCUAGGUCAAGGAGCCGGUCAAGAUCCAGAGGUCGACAACCUGACAGUCGAGGGUCAACGCCCACUCAAGAUAACGGUAACUAUAGUAACAUAGUAACAACCAAUACAGGAUCUAGGAUACCAAGUUCGAUAGCUGUGGUCACCAGUACUGAUGAUAUUAGAAAAGAUGGUGGAGGCGUGGCUAAUAGAUCUAAUCAAAGAUGUAGAGACUAUGAUGAAAAGGGAUUCUGUAUGCGAGGUGAUCUAUGUCCGUUUGAUCAUGGUGUAGAUCCAGUAGUAGUAGAAGAUAGUGGAAUACCAUGUGUUAUUCCCUUUCCACCAACCACUUCAGGGCCACCACCUGGACUACCACCACCAGGACUCCCCCCAAUAGCUGCUGGACCCCCUCCUGAUUUUUCUAAACCCCCUCCACCUAUAGUUCAUAGACCACCCCCACCCACAGAAGUUUAUAAUCCAGAAGCACCAGGACUGACUGGACCUCGCCCAACAUUCUGGCCAGGUGGACCACGCCCACCUCGUCCCCCAGGGCCUUAUUUCAGCCAGCCACCACCCAAUAUGAAUCCUCUCUCUGGACCCAGGCAAAGAGAUCUAGUUACUGUAAAGACAUUGCCUGCUGAGGGUGAAAAAGAGAACGAGAAAGGUGAAUCAAGAGUUGUGGUACCGAGUAAAAGAACGUAUGAUAUGAUAGAUCAAUCCCAUCAACAACAGCAACAACAACAUGGUUCACAGCCUAAACGCCAUUUUGAUUUUGCCAGAUUAGGAGGUUAUAGAAAACCAAACCCAAAUAUGGAGAACUCGUGCCUAGAAGUUCGUAAAAUUCCCAGAGAGUUGAACAAUAUAGCUAAAUUAAAUGAACACUUUGGAAAAUUUGGUACCCUGGUUAAUUUACAGAUCUGCUAUGAAGGUGACCUUGAAGCAGCCUUAGUGACAUAUAGUGAUAACCAAUCAGCUUUCAGUGCCUAUCGUAGUAGUGAGCCAGUAUUUAAUAAUAGAUUUAUUAAAGUUUUCUGGCAUAAAAAACAAGAGGCAGGGGAUGGUCAGACUACAGACUUGACUGUACAGAAACCAAUGGAAUCGAAACCAGUUCAGCCCCGACUGGCCAUCACCAUUCCUCAUCAUAGUAAAUUAUCAUUAAAUAAUAAAAACAAACAAGAUAAGGAGAUAGUUUAUACAUCUUCUAUUGGUAAUUUAAAGAAAACAGUCAUUAAUUCAGCUGCCAUUAAUAAAACACAAUCUGCUAUGACUAGUCCCACAGCUGUUGGAUCAGCUGACUUUGUGAAAAGAAUCGAAGAAAUCAAAAAGAAAGAAGAAAUAAAACAGGAGGCGUUGAAGAAGAAAGUUGAAAUUCAGAAACAGAAACAGAAUUUAUUAGAAAAAGAAAUAGGGCAUCAAAAGGUAUUAAUAGAAAAGUUAGAGAAUAAUAAAACUAUGAGUAGUGAAGAGAAAGGUGUUAUUAUGAAGACAUUGAAGACCUUAACAGACAGUAUAGAUAAAUUAAAACUGGAACUUUUACCACAAAAAUCAACCAAAAACCCUGACGAGACUCGUAAAGAAAUUCUGGAUACAGAGUUAGAACUGAUCAAUAAACAGAAUGCUGGAGAAGAUACAACAACUUUACGAUUGAAGUUGACACAGCUUACUAAAGAGGCACAGUCUUUAGGAUUAUUUGGGCGAGGUAGAGGAAGAGGUGCUAGAGGGCGUGGCAGUAUGAGAGCUAGAGGUGUUCGUGGUAGGGGAGGUUACUCUGCAUUUGGUAGGGGACGAGGAGGUGGGUCAAUGACCCUUGAUAACAGGCCCAAAGUUAUAGAAGUCAGAAACUUUGAUUUGGAAGAAAAAGAAGAAAUCAAAAAUCAUUUUAAUACAACUGGUCAAGUAGAUAAAUGUGAAUUUAUAGAUUCGAUCCCAAGUGCAAUUAUUACCUUUAAAACCAGAAAAAGUGCUGAAUUGGCUAUAUCAAGAGGUAGUAAGUUUAAAAAUAAAGUAUUAAGUAUAAAAUGGUACAGUGGUAUUACUAGAACUAUUAGUAGUGAAGAACCAGGAGGAGAGUCUGAAGAGGAAGAGUCUGCACUAACAGAAGAAUUAGAUGAAGAUUCUCUGCUGGCUGGUGAUGAUGAGGAAGAUGAAGAUGAAGAAAGUAGAUCCUGGAGAAGAUAGAAAUUACUACGCCUCAGCUCUUCAUGAACCGUACACUAGAAAGUUCAACUUGAUUUUCAAAUUCAUUUGAGUGCAUUUAUAGACAAGGCAUUUAAAGUUAACAUUUUUGUGGAAAGGCUCAUGAUGGCUGAAUUAACAAUGCCUGACAUCGUUUUUCUUAUACCUUAUGUAUUAUUUCUUGUGGAAGGGGAGGGGGACAAUUCUCGUUAAAUAUUUUCCCCUUGUCAAUGUCUAUAUUACAAAAAAACAAAUUGUAUAUUAUUUUGGAGGGCUCAAAAUUAAGGAUCAAUUGGGUUUGUUAUUUAAGUAAUGUAAAAAAAAAAAUGCAAAGAAUUUAUUUGGCUUCAAACUAUUUAUAAAGGUAUUAAGUGACAGACGGUGCCAUAUUUGGGGAAUUAACACCUAUCAAAAUUGGUGU